AUACAAGCUCCUGAGUCAUCACGAAUUUCAUGGCACUUCGUGGGACACCAAGAGAAAUUUAUUCCGAUAAUAGUACUAAUUUCAAGGCCACGGAGAAGACGUUACGAGAGGAGCUGAUCAAGAUCGACUUCGAUAAAAUUGCAAUCAAGUUCGACGGCAUUAAAUGGCAAUUUAACCCUCCAGGAGCCCCUCACAUGGGCGGUGCUUGGAAAAGAUUAGUCCGCACAAUCAAAACAGUCCUAAAAAGCAUCUGCCCGAAUUAUUCAUUCAACGACGAAAGCCUGAGGUGUGCUCUAAUGGAAGCACAGUUCAUCAUAAACUCACGUCCGUUAACUUUCGUUAGCCUGGACUCCGAGGACGACUCCGCGCUGACUCCAAACCACCUGCUAAUGGGUUCAUCGAAUGGGUUCAAGCCAAUCAAGGAAGAGAAGAUGAAUUUAAGACGUCAUUGGAACGAGGUAAAACUUUUUGGAGAUCACUUUUGGCAACGCUGGGUGAAGGAGUUUACACCGGUACUUACUAGACGAACAAAAUGGUUCGAAAGAUGUCCCCCUAUAUCAGUCGGAAGCGUAGUCAUUAUCGUCGACGAAAACUUACCUAGAAAUGUAUGGCUUAAGGGCGGCGUGACCAACACUAUCCCCGCCAAGGACGAACAAGUUCGUCGAGCCACUAUUAAAGCGCAGCAUGGGGUCCUCGGUCGACCAGCCACCAAGAUUGCGGUAUUAGAUGUCGGCUUAGAAGAUGAACCAUCCCUAGAACCGGGAGAAGCAAAAGAAGAGAAAAAAAGACAAAGUUUUUAAGCGUGCUCCGCAACGCCAAAUGUAAUACACAUUGAUUCGGAAGCUGAAAUUGAAAUAAAGUUUAUUUCAAAAACGUAGUUUACCGCUAUCCGUCUGUGCCUUCAAUUUGGUAGUGUGGGCUGCUGUAAAACCAAUUCAGUUUCGCUCUCGACAAUAAUAUUGUCAUAUUAAAGGGUAUUUGGUAUCGAGUGUAUUUGGUAUCGCUAAUCUGAGGCACUGUUGUUGUAGAUGAAAGUGUCCAUGAAAUUUUGUUUAAUUUUGUAGACGAUAAGCAAUGCAAAAUGGUGAAAUAAUGGAAGACAAAUUCUCAAUAAAGGUUUUAAUGUUUUACUUUCA
Molecule: messenger RNA, 1136 nt
Organism: Drosophila suzukii
Lineage: Eukaryota; Metazoa; Arthropoda; Insecta; Diptera; Drosophilidae
Source: RefSeq, a predicted model, not a curated record